This is a messenger RNA of Ichthyophthirius multifiliis, 270 nucleotides long. Its product is annotated as short chain dehydrogenase reductase family protein, putative. The transcript has 2 exons. Gene Ontology annotation, molecular function: oxidoreductase activity. The record is from RefSeq and is a predicted model, not a curated record. Lineage: Eukaryota; Ciliophora; Oligohymenophorea; Hymenostomatida.
AUGUAUUAAAUAUGCUCUACAAUAGGUUUAUUAUAAUUAUCAUAUUAAGCAUAUAAUUUCAUUGAUUACGUUAAUAGAUAUUAUUUCACUACCCCAAUACCUUUAAAAGACUAAUUUCCUCAAAAAUAUGCACUUAUAACCGGUGGAACACAAGGAUUAGGCUACGGUUAUGCCGAAGAAUUAGCUAGAAGAGGAUAUAAUAUAAUAUUAGCAUCCCGAAGCGAAGACUAAAUUCAAAAAACUAUAACUGACUAAAAUCAAAUAAUAUGA